GAGGACAACGAUCAUGAAGACGAUAUGUCGGAUCCAUUUGAGGCUCACUUCGCUAAUGUCGACGAUAACGAGCUCGUGAGACGGCUAGAGAGCAUCCAAGCGAAUAAGUGGCGGACGGAGAAGCAGGCAAUGGCAGACAAGGCCACCUUUACCGUCUCCGCUCCAAGUGGCGUAGAAGGAAGCAUCAUCCACAAGCCGACACCGCUGAGAAUCAAGGAGCUACCCUUGAAGAAGCGACUGGCAGAGACGGCAGCCAAGACCAUCUCCAAUCUUGACGGACUCCAGCGCGCCAUCGCACCAUAUGUGUUCAACUACACCGACCUCCUCCUCGGCGACCGCACCACCCAGAAUGCAUCACGCGUCCGCUCCCUCGCCUGUCUCCACGCUGUCAACCACAUCCUCAAAGGCCGCGACAAGGUCCUCCGCAACACCGCCAAACUCGCCCAAGCCUCAAAUCCCGACGCCCUCGACCUGCGAGACCAAGGCUUCACCCGCCCCAAAGUACUCCUCCUGACCGAGACCCGGCAGAUGGCGUACAACUACGGCGAGCAGAUCAUCUCCCUCUUCCAACCCGACCAAGUCGAGAACCGGCAACGCUUCACCGACUCCUUCACCGCCCCCAUUGACGAAGACUCCACCAUGCCGGAAGACUACCGCGAGCUUUUCGACGGAAACAACGACAACGCCUUCCUCACCGGGCUGAAAUUCACCCGCAAAACCCUCAAGUUCUUCUCCCCCUUCUACACCUCCGACGUCAUCCUCGCCUCGCCCCUCGGUCUACGCCGGCUCAUUGAAAACGAAGACGCGAAGAAACGGGAUUUCGAUUUCCUCUCCUCCAUCGAAGUACUAAUACUAGAUCAAGCAGACGCAAUGCAAAUGCAAAGCUGGGAGAACGUAGAGAUCGUCUUCCGCCACCUCAAUCUCCAACCUCGUGACGCGCAUGGGACGGACUUCACACGCGUGCGGAAUUACUACCUCGACGGGAACGCAAAGUACCUGCGCCAAACAGUCGUGUUCGCCGCUUACAUUACCCCGGAGAUGAACAAGCUGUUCAACAGCUCCAUGCUCAACAUAACGGGAAAAGCGAAACUCACGCCCACCUACCCCGGUGCCAUCACCGCCCCGUCGAUCUCGGGUCUGGGCGUGAAACAAACCUUCUCCCGCUUCGACUCCCCCUCCCCCACCGCAGACCCAGAAGCGCGGUUCAAGUACUUCACCACUGCUGUCUUACCGUCCCUUCUCCGCCUACCUAAACCGACCGAACCGGGCACAGGACAGGGAGUGCUGGUUUUCAUCCCCACUUACUUCGAUUUCCUCCGUCUGCGCAAUUACUUCGCCACAAGCACGCAAACGGCCAAUAUCUCCUUCGGCGCCAUACACGAUUACAGCUCCGUGCCCGAACAACGGCGCGCUCGUUCGCACUUUUUGACAGGGCGUCACCAAUUCCUCUUGUACACGCAGCGGGCGCAUCAUUUCUUCCGUCUCCGUAUUCGUGGGGUCAGGAGGGUGGUAUUGUACGGUGUGCCGGAUAAUCCUGUGUUUUAUGAGGAAGUGGUGGGUGGGUAUCUGGGCACUAGUGUGCACGAGGGAAGCGUGGGUGUGGAGGAGACGGGGGUGAGAUGUUUGUUUGGGAAGUGGGAGGGUUUGGCGUUAGAGCGUGUUGUGGGGAGUACGAGGAUAAAGGGGAUGUUGGGGGGUGUUGGGGAUACCUUUGAGUUUGUGUAG
Messenger RNA from Baudoinia panamericana UAMH 10762, 1725 nucleotides. RefSeq lists its product as uncharacterized. Gene Ontology annotation, biological process: maturation of SSU-rRNA from tricistronic rRNA transcript (SSU-rRNA, 5.8S rRNA, LSU-rRNA). Gene Ontology annotation, molecular function: U3 snoRNA binding; rRNA binding. The transcript has a single exon. Gene Ontology annotation, cellular component: small-subunit processome; nucleolus. The record is from RefSeq and is a predicted model, not a curated record. The annotation marks the transcript as partial. Lineage: Eukaryota; Fungi; Ascomycota; Dothideomycetes; Mycosphaerellales; Teratosphaeriaceae.